Molecule: messenger RNA, 1600 nt
Organism: Rhodotorula graminis WP1
Lineage: Eukaryota; Fungi; Basidiomycota; Microbotryomycetes; Sporidiobolales; Sporidiobolaceae
Exons: 7
Coding region: 1-1545 (514 amino acids)
Cellular component (GO): centrosome; nucleoplasm; cytosol
Source: RefSeq, a predicted model, not a curated record
AUGGAGCCCGCUCUGGCCCAGAUACAUGCCCUCCUCGGCGACUUUCCCGCAGAGCAGCAGUCGCUCCAACGAGCUUUGGACCUUGCUCGGACGGUCGAUCAAGCCGUGUCAUCUGCUCAGCCUCCUUCGGCGCACGAUCAAGCCUCGGCCGUCCAGUUGCUGCAGCGUCUGUCGGUCCUCGCCACGCCUCCAGCUUCUUUUUGCGCCGACGAGGACGACCUCGAUGCGCCCGCUCGUCUCGCCCAGGACGCCUUCCGCCGUCACGCGCCCGCCCUUCUCGUCCUCGCCCAUUCGCUCUCCACCUUGUUGCCUGUUCCCGACGAUCGGCCGAGCGAGGCCGACCUUGCCUUACGUGCUCAAGCCGUGCUCGCCUGCGGACGUUUCGUCCACGAGGACCUGUCGGGCGGCGUGAGCGGGCCCGAGGCUGCAGCAAGCUCAGCAGCACUCGUCGACCGCUUGGUCCGCCAACCUCCUCACGUCCGCCUCCCCCUCGUUCGUCACCUCCUCAGCAGCUCCCUCCCGCCCCUCUUCAAGCCGCACCCGAAGCUCAACCCGGCGACUGGGCGCGUCCUGUCCCGUCCGCUCGGCGGCGACCGCGCGAUGACCGACUGGUUCGAGGAGAGCGAGGACGGCGCGACGAGCUGGAGGUGGCAGGCUGGGCUCGGCAGCGUCGUCAAGCUCUUGAUCGCGGCGCUCGAGCCCAGCGAGGUCGAGGACCUGUGGCCAUUCCUCCUUCCGCCGGUCCUCACGUUGCUCGACGACUACGAGGCCAAGAACAAGUUCGUCGGCGUCUCGAUCCUCGACAAGCUCCUCGACAAGGCCGACGCGAGCCUGCUGCGCCGGACAGGCGUCGGCAAGGUGUUUGAGAAGUCGCUUGAGAACGUGUUCUCGGCGUUGAGCGAUCCCCUGUCGCCCUCUCUCCUUGCCGCCGCGCACCCCAUCGCCCUCAAGCUCGUCAACCUGCAGCACCCUCCUCUCUCGUCGUCGAGCGCCACCUCGUCCGACCAGCCGCGCUUCGACGCCUUGUGCUCCCUCCUCGUCGCCUCGGUCGCCCACACGUGGGAGUUCAAGUCGGGCAACGUCGCCCUCGAGGCGGUGUCGUGCGCUGCGCUCGCGCCCCUCGUCGACGCCCUCGGGCCCGGCUCGAUCCGGUACCUCCAGCUCGUCGUCCCGCACCUGUGCGACGUCCUCACGGCGUCCAACGGCGUGUGGUCGAUCGAGUCGGCGCACAUGCUCGGCGCGGCGGCGCAGGCGCUGCGCUCGGUCGUGCGCAACGGGCGCGCGAGGAUCGGCGGGAGGUGGGAGGGCAGGGUUGUUGCGGCGGUCGGGCAGUGCUGGGUCGAGGUAAGCGAGGAUGACGCGGCGCGCAAGCUGAGACGGGCGAGCGAGGGCGGCAGGGUUGCGCUCGAGGAGCUCGAAGAGGCGCUCAGGGCGGUCGUGCGCGAGCUGGGCUCGAGCGGUCUUCUCAAGCCGUCGUCGUCGUCCUCGCACGUCCUGCAGGACCCUGCCUUGCUCGCGCUCUUCUCGCCUGUCGCAGCCUCUUGAGCUUUGUACGACGUGUCGAGCUCGAUGAGGCAACACAGAUGUACUGCACGGCGAG